Molecule: messenger RNA, 885 nt
Organism: Coniophora puteana RWD-64-598 SS2
Lineage: Eukaryota; Fungi; Basidiomycota; Agaricomycetes; Boletales; Coniophoraceae
Exons: 3
Source: RefSeq, a predicted model, not a curated record
AAGCCGCCGUAUGUUAGCGGAACAUGCACUAUCCCACCUGGGCAACUCAGGCUCUUCUUCACGGACCCGAACCAGAACGCAAAUUUCGUUGAUUUAAAAAAGGACAUUCCUCCCGAACGCGUCGAAGCGCUCAACAGUGCUUGUCAGCCAGCUAUGUUCGGGCGCGAUGGAGAAGACGUCCUCGAUGAGACAUAUCGAAGGGCGGGUGUUCUGCACCCUGGCGAGUUCAGUACUGGCUUCUGCCCGACUACGCUCGGCAUACACCAUAUGGUCCGGGAUUCGCUGCUUGAAGGGAGCAACAGUACACGUCAGGUCCGUAUGCAACUGGACAAGAUGAAUGUGUACGCAGAAGGCGCGUUUUUCAAGGCUCACAAAGACACUCCCCGCGACAGCUCUAUGUUUGGGUCCCUCGUCGUCGUGUUGCCUGUACCUCACGUAGGCGGUGCCUUGGUUUUACGUCAUGGAGGAACAGAACAGAAGAUGGACUUCUCCGAGGCGCUCCAAACCGCCGAAGAGCCUACCAUCGGCUACGUCGCUUUCUUCAGCGACAUUGAGCAUGAGGUUCUCCCCGUUGAAAGCGGUCACCGGAUCACGCUCACCUACAACCUCUACUUUGAUGAUACCGAAGGAGAGAGCGCUGCCAGGCCAGCCUCGACAACCGUGGCUUUUCACGAGGCCGGCCUUAAACGUGCCAUUCAAGCAGUCAUAGACGAUCCGUCGAUUCUCCCUCUCGGAGGCUACCUCGGUUUCGGCCUGCGCCACCAGUACCCAGUCAAAGAAGGUAUGGGCACAGACGAAUUCAACAACAAGCUUAAAGGCGUCGACGCAGCGCUCAAGCGCGCAUGCAGCGACCUCGGCCUCGAAUGGCGGCUCGCCAUCCUAUAU